This is a messenger RNA of Cryptotermes secundus, 7864 nucleotides long. RefSeq names its product protein crumbs (gene crb). Gene Ontology annotation, biological process: heterophilic cell-cell adhesion; establishment or maintenance of epithelial cell apical/basal polarity. Gene Ontology annotation, molecular function: calcium ion binding. The coding region runs from base 138 to 6986 and encodes 2282 amino acids. The transcript is spliced from 35 exons. The record is from RefSeq and is a predicted model, not a curated record. NCBI's taxonomy places the organism in Eukaryota, Metazoa, Arthropoda, Insecta, Blattodea, Kalotermitidae. Gene Ontology annotation, cellular component: plasma membrane; protein-containing complex.
UGUGUGGCAGUCUGUGGCGGUCUGUAGCUCGAAAUAGCGAAUACCAGAGAAAUGGAGUGUAGUUACGUUCGUGCAGUGACGAUGGACUGAAGUUAUGGUGGAUUAAUUAGAUUAAAAUAUUAUGAACAAGGAUUAAUAUGUCCAUAUACGGGUCUAGGUGCCUUUCUGCUUCGGCAUGCCUAAUCUCUGUGGCCUUACUUCUUCACACUCGGAACACCAUCAGUGCCCAGCAAAGUGAAGGUUUCUUCAAUGGCUCAUCAUAUGUCCGACUGUUCUCACCAAUCUCUCUCCAUGGACAUACAGGACUCAGUUUUCGGACGUGUGUUGGGGGGGAAUUAUUCUCUCAGACAAAUGGUGGAAACUCAAUCUCUCUGGACGUACAGACAGACAGGUUGCUGUUCUCGGUAAUGGUCCAGGGACAGAAUUUUGACACACAACUCAAUGUCCGGUUCCUGGAUAAUAACUGGCAUACUGUGAACUUGCUGUAUCGGCUUGGAAACCUGACGCUGUCUGUCAUGGGGCACUCUCAGGUUGUUGCCAAUUCAACCUACAAUUCUGAGGUCCUGAACCACCCUGAGUUAUCAAAUGAGAACUCAGUUCUCAUUGUUGGAAAGGGCUUCACUGGAUGUUUACUGGAAGGUCCAAGUAUUGUGUUCAGCAGACCACUGGUGCAAGCUCACAAUGUGGAAUGGGGGCCCUGCCCUCAUACCAUCAACAGUUGCACGAAAAUGGAUCACUGCCGCAAUAAACCAUGCCUGCUGCAUGGAGAAUGCAUCUCCCUACCUGACCGGUACGAGUGUAAGUGUGCUGCCGGGUACUCUGGCAACAACUGCGAGAUUAAUAAUGGUUCCCCAUGCAGGCGCAACAAUGGGAACCCUUGUAGAAACAAUGGUCGUUGUGAAGAAGAUGCAGUUGGGAAUUAUCACUGUUUCUGUGAAGGAAGAUUCACAGGCGUCCACUGCGAGACGGAAAUCAGCUCCCACCUCUGUGAGAGCAAUCCCUGCCAAAACAAUGGCAGUUGCCAUGUGUUAGACUCCAAUUAUGAAUGCACCUGCCUGCCAGGUUUCACGGGACAGGACUGUGAGACUAACAUCAAUGAAUGCCUGCCAAAUCCUUGCCUACAUGGAGGAAACUGUGUGGAUGGAAUAAAUAAUUACACCUGCCUCUGCGGCCGCACUGGGUACAAGGGCAUGAAAUGUGAGCAGAAUAUUAACGAGUGUGAAAACAACCCAUGCCUGAACCAGGGCAGUUGCUUUGACACAUAUGGCAGCUACACCUGUCAGUGCAUGCGAGGUUUUGGUGGCCAGAAUUGUGAGCUUAAUCUAAAGGAAUGCAGUUCAAAUCCAUGCCGUAAUGGUGGGGUUUGCAAAGAUUCAGUUGGAAGUUACGAGUGUCAGUGUUUCCCUGGCUUCACUGGUACUAACUGCGAGGUCAACAUCAAUGAAUGUGAACCUGGUGUCUGCCCAGCAGACAUGGAAUGUGUUGAUGGUGUUGGAACCUAUCAGUGUGUCUGCAGAUCAGGUUACCCAGGCACUUCUCUGAAUUGCACAGGGGUUGGCCUGUGUCACAGUACGCCAUGCCUCAAUGGUGGUAUCUGCACCGACUUGGGUGACCGUUACAACUGCAAAUGUCCUGCUGGCUUCUCUGGUGUGCACUGCGAACGCGCUUCACUACUUGACUGGUGCAUUGCUGUACCGUGUAGGAACGGUGGCACCUGUAUGGGACACAGUUGUGAAUGCCCUCCACAGUUUACAGGCCACGCAUGUGAGACAAUUGUCCAGUGCUCUACCAACCCCUGCCAGCAUUCCUCAAAGUGUCUGGACUAUAGUGAUGGCUACUACUGUGAGUGUGAUCCUGGGUGGACUGGUCCAAACUGUGAGAAUGACAUAAAUGAAUGUCACUCAAAUCCUUGUCGCAAUGCUGGCACCUGUGUUGAUACUAUCAAUGGAUUCUAUUGUGAAUGUGCAUCUGGAUUUACAGGUAACACAUGCAGUGUGAACAUUGACGAGUGUGCAUCGGGACCAUGCCAGAAUGGAGGCAUCUGCAUUGAUCAUGUGCAUGGCUACAAAUGCAACUGUAGCGAGGACUUUAUGGGCGACAACUGCGAGCUUGAGUAUGAUGUGUGUGGACUUCUUCCAUGCAGGAACAACGGCACUUGCAUAAGCAUCCACAAUAAACGUGACUAUCAGUGCCGCUGCCUCUCAGGAUUUGAAGGUGCUAACUGUGAGGUAAACAUUGAUGACUGUGUCCAAGCAAGCUGUCCAGACAACAAAGUAUGUAUCGAUGGAGUGAAUGACUAUGAUUGCCGCUGUCGGCAGGGUUUCACAGGUGAUAAUUGUACCACAAGUAUUGACUUUUGUGAGGAUAACCCUUGUCAGAAUAAUGCCACCUGUGCCAACACUUACGGCAACUACACGUGCAUCUGUCCAGUUGGCAUCAGUGGUCGAGACUGUGAACAUGACAUUGAUGAAUGUUCGAAAUCACCAGAACCAUGCAACAAUGGCAUAUGUGUCAAUAGUGUGGGAAGCUACCUCUGUUUCUGCAGUCCUGGGUUCACUGGUGACCACUGUGACUUAGACAUUGAUGAGUGCUUGUCACAGCCUUGCCGAAACAAUGCCACAUGUGAGAACAGAAUAAACAGCUACCAUUGUGUCUGCACACCUGGUUUCACAGGGAAGGACUGUGGCAUCGAUAUUAACGAAUGUGCAUCAGUUCCAUGUAAGAAUGGAGCAACAUGCAUCGAUGAUAUUGCUGCCUUCAGGUGUGUGUGCCCUCCAGGUCUCACAGGCACUCUCUGUGAGAUUGACAUCGAUGACUGUGAGCCCUUGCCAUGCCAUAAUGAUGGCGUGUGUGUCGAUGGAAUCAACAGCUUUCUGUGUAACUGCUCAGACACUGGCUACGAAGGUUACCUCUGCGAGAAAAACAUUGAUGACUGUCUCACUGCCCCAUGCACCAAUGGAGCUGAGUGUCAUGAUGGUAUUAAGGACUACAAUUGCAGCUGUUUUGAAGGUUAUGCAGGCAAGAAUUGUGAAAUUGACAUUGACGAGUGUGAGAGCUCACCAUGUCAGUAUGGAGGCACCUGUCUGGAACGUUCAAAUCAGUCUUUAUACCGACCGGCAGGCUCCCAGCCUGCUCUUUUCCCUGAGAAAUUCAACUACAUGUCUGCCAGUGGGUAUAAGUGUGUUUGUGUACCAGGAAUUACUGGUGAGAAUUGUGAGAUCAAUGUGAAUGAGUGUGACCCAGAACCUUGCAUCCAUGGGUCCUGCAAGGACGUCAUUGGAAGCUAUGAGUGUGAGUGUGAAGAUGGAUACGAAGGAACCCAGUGCGAAAUAGAGAUUGACGAAUGUGAACGCUACACCCCAUGUGUUCAUGGCACAUGCUCAGACCGGAAAGCAAACUAUUACUGUGAUUGUGAGCCAAAGUAUGGUGGGAAGAACUGCUCAGUGGAACUGACAGGAUGCUUGGAUGGGCCCUGCCUCAACAAUGGUACCUGUAAGCCCUAUCUCGAGAACGAAACUAACCAAAAGUACAACUGUUCAUGUCCAAAUGGUUUCCAUGGACAGAAUUGUACUGAGGUGACCACAAUGUCCCUUAAUGGCUCAUCCUUAAUUCUGGUCAACACGACCCGUGAGGAGGGCUAUGAUAUUCAGUUUCGAUUCAAGACCACUCUCUCGAAUGGGUUGCUUGCCAUUGGAAAGGGUUCAACAUUCUACAUUCUUGAGCUAGUUCAUGGGAAGCUCAAUCUGCACUCAAGCCUGCUCAAUAAGUGGGAAGGUGUAUUCAUCGGCUCAAAACUGAGUGACAGCAACUGGCAGAAGGUUUUUGUUGCGAUCAACUCUUCACACCUAGUCCUGGCAGCAAAUGAAGAGCAGACGAUCUACCCGAUCAACCUGAAUGAGGCCACCAAUGUAUCCUAUACAAGCUUUCCAACAACAUACCUGGGAGGCACACUGCCAUACCUGAGCGGCUUAACACAUGGUCCAGCCUCAUUCAUAGGUUGUACCGAGGAUGUUGUCAUCAACGGUGAAUGGGUUCUGCCUAACAAACACGUGAAAGAGGCGCCGUAUGUGCCCAUUACACUGAUGGGUGUGGAGGUGGGGUGCCCACGUGAGGACCAAUGCAAGCCAAACCCAUGUCACAAUGGUGGCACAUGUACAGAUCUCUGGAGGAACUUCACUUGUGCAUGCGAGCGUCCAUAUCUUGGACACACCUGCCAGUACAAUUUGACAGCGGCAACGUUUGGCCAUGAGAACAUUACAGAGAGCCUUGUGACUGUGAUGGUGAAUGACAGAGCCCGUAGAUCAAUACGUAACGUUGUGGACAUUUCAAUGUUCAUUCGGACCCGUCAGGAGGAUGGCACAAUCUUUUACUUGGGUUCAUCAUCAGGCAUCGGCUCUGGUGAGGAGACCUUUAUCCUUGCUCAGUUGGAUGCUGGCGAACUGUUGGUGAAGAUACAGUUCAGUGGCACACUGGAAAAAUAUACUGUGGGAGGUCAAAAGCUGGCUGAUGGGUACAACCAUCUUAUACAGGUUGUGCGCAAUGUAACGCUGGUCCAGGUGAAGAUGAAUGGGACAGAGUAUUUCCGAAAAACUAUCUCUGCGACAGGUCCACUUGAUGUGAACGUGUUAUAUCUCGGAGGCAUGCCACAGAUGGGGCGUACCAUUCGCCAAGUUGAAGCAAUUCCAGAUCGAUCUGAAAUUACAAAGCCCCCAGUGAACUUCAAGGGAAUCAUACAAGAUGUGCAGAUUAGCAAUGGGAAUCGCAUCAUGGUGGUUGAAUUCUUUCCUCUGGGGGCGGAUGAUCUGGAGAUUCCUCCUCCGUUUGGUACUGUAAGCUUUGAUAAAACGAUGGUACUGGAGGGAGUUGUGUCUGACAACUCAUGUAGGAGCAAUCCAUGUGAGCACAGUGGAACCUGUUUUGUGACAUGGAAUGAUUUCAGCUGUGAGUGUCCACGUGGAUAUAAGGGUAAGAUGUGCCAGGAGAUGGAGUUCUGCCAAUUGCAAAACUGUCCACUUGGCAGCACCUGCCAGAACUUAGACAAUGGCUAUGAGUGCAUUGCCAAUGCUACAUUUGAUGGUCAUAACACAUCACUGAGCUACUCUCUUCAUGUAACUAGCAACUUCAGUAUUAAGCAGCUCGACACAAUCAGCAUAACAUAUCGCAGUCGAACAGGUGGCACCAUGUUGUAUAUUAAUUCUGGUACCGAGUUCUUCUCAGUGUCGGUGUACAAUGACGAGGUGACUGUGGCAUGGAAGUUCAAUGUGAUGCCACUUGGGCAGGUCUACAGGUUCCGUAAGGAUGAGCCAGAUGGGAACUGGACCACAGUUCUUAUCAGAAUGGACAACAAUGGCAUCAUGGGAAAGUUCAGCUUCGCUAGUGAGGACACCGCACAGAGCUUCUCUGCUUCCGUCUUCCCUCUGGAGUCAUGGAAAAAGCUGGUUACAAGCAGCAAGAUUAUAUUGGGAGGAAGGGCAGGCGUACAGGACAACAUUGCUUUUGCAGAUGGAGUGUCGGUGUCAAGUAAACACAGUUACGUGACUUUUGGUGGAGAGGGCUUUGACACAUUGGGCACUGGAGCGAAUGAGAAUAGAGUGGAUUACACAAGCCUACCCACAGUCACAACCUCAGCCCUUCCCUCUGCCCUAGAAGGCGCAUUCUUCAAGGGAUGCUUAGGCGAAGUUCGGAUUGGAGGUCUCCUACUUCCGUACUUCACCCCUGACCAGCUGUAUUCUGACAACUCCUCCACACAGGACUCUUUUGAAUUGUCUGCACCACGGAAGAGGGUAUAUGAUAUGGAAUCAGGCUGUCGGUUAUGCUUUGAAAGUGAAUGCUCAAAUGGCGGUCAUUGUGCGGACCCAGCAGAAUCAUAUGUCUGCAAUUGCAGUGCAGGCUUUGAGGGUGAUGGCUGUACUGCAAACAUCAAUGAAUGUGAGCAGAACAGGUGUGAAAACAAUGCCACCUGUAUCGAUGGUAUCGCCAAUUAUACCUGUCACUGCCAGCAAGGCUGGGAGGGUUGGCUAUGUGAUGUUGAUAUUGAUGAGUGUACAUCAAACCCAUGCCAACAUGGCGGGACGUGCAUUAAUGGCUUGGGCAAGUUUGAGUGCAACUGUACUGAUGAGUACAUGGGUCUGUACUGUGAGAAUUUCAAACUCAUCACAUGUGACAACUCACCAUGCCUGAAUGGGUCCACAUGCACUGAUGUGAAGAACUCCAAGACAGGGGACAACUUUACUUGUACCUGCAUGGAAGGUUUUGUGGGGCCAGUCUGCAACAAGCCAUACUGCAUGGAGCAGCCGUGCCAGCACGGAGGCACUUGUGACCUGACGGGGGUGGCCCCGCUGUGUCGCUGUUAUCCAGGCUACAGGGGAAAGUACUGUGAGGAAGAUAUUAAUGAAUGUGCAGAGGGACCAGACAAGGCUUCUCCAUGUAAGAAUGGGGCCAACUGUACUGAUGGCAUCAAUAACUACAUAUGCAACUGUUCUGGCACUGGAUACAAAGGACUCAACUGCACAGAAGACAUUGAUGAAUGUACCAGAGAUCUGUUUCUAUGUGGGGCAGGUUCUUGUGUUAAUAUCCCUGGCAGCUUCAGAUGUCAAUGCCCAGAAGGGAAAUGUGGUUCCCAGUGCGCUGAUGAUGACCCAUGCUCCGAAAAACCUUGCAAGAAUGGGGGCAUAUGUUUUGAAAAAUGUGAUUCCUCACCUGGAGACUAUUACUGCGAGUGUCCUGUCGCUUUCAAAGGAAAGAACUGUACUGAGAUGUUCGCGGAAGAAGCAAGCCAUAAUGCGGUGGACAUCGCCAUCAUUGUGGCACCCAUUGUAGGCCUCAUUCUUCUUGUGGCGGCAGUGGGCCUGAGUGUGUUCAUUACAAUGGCUCGCAAGAAGCGUGCAACUCGAGGCACAUACAGUCCUAGUCAGCAGGAAUAUUGUAACCCUCGUGUGGAAAUGGACAAUGUCAUGAAGCCGCCCCCAGAAGAAAGGCUUAUCUAGGUGCGUAGGCAAGUGAAAAGUUACGUCUAAAGGACUAAAAUGUUGUUGAGGGGAAGCAUGAUAUCCCUGUUGAAAAUCUCAGUGGGCUGCAACAGUGUAAGUUGAGCAGUGAGACCAGGCUUCAAGUGAAUGCCCAGUUUUAAGACAUGACAAGAUGACUUUUAACUCCAUAAUAUUAUUUUAUACUCAUCUUUAAUCUUCAACUUGUAUCUUUUGUGGAUAUGGACAGACCAGAAGUAUUAUUAUUUUUUUUAAGGACAUAAAUGUUCAAAUAAUAAGGCUGGCUACUUCGUGCAAUUUCUAUGCUAGUACCCCACUGAUAUUCAGGACCUGGCCACCAUUUACAGUUUUUAUGCUAAGAUCUGGUUGACAUCAGAGGCCCAGCCUCUAUUUAUAAUUUUUGUGUUAGUGUCCAGCUAGUUACCUUUAUGAUGUGAUGGAAGGUAAGGUCAUCCACAGUGCGUAAUAUUGUAGCAGUAAUUAUUUCAUUUGCCUGCUUAAAUCAUAUGCUACUAUUUGUUCUAUUCUCAAAAUGUCUUCUCAUAUCACUUAACCAUUUCACAAUAAAUUGAGGACUUGUCACAAUACUGUUAUAAGCACAGAGCAUCAGUUGCUCAGUAAACAAACUUCUAUACUUUGACUUGCAUGCAAUAAUAUAUCAAAGUGCAGCACACAAAAAAGGGAUGUGUUCCUGAAAAUAGAUCUAUAUAAUAAUAUUACAUAAUGCAGACCCUCCUCUUCCAUUGAUUCUCAUGCUGUAUUUAUAGAUAUGUUCCUGUGUGACUUUCUUGGUGCACAGCUGUAAUAAAGAAGCACUUUUAUACCCAUCAGUGAUAACAGUAGGCACACAAAAAUAAACUUCAAAUAUCUUGUUCCAA